AAAAUACUUAGUACUCUCUCCAUAUUGACUUAACACCCCUUUAAUAAAGUAUGUAUUAAUACCUAUUUUACAAAAGUAAACCUGCUAAGUAUGCUCUAAAUUAGACUCUAGUACUUCAUAGACUCAAAUUUUUUAUUUUUUUUAAAUGAUAAAAAAAGGGCCAGGCAUUGUAGUCUAUUAUAUAUAUAUAUUUGUAGAUCCAACACAAUUGUUUGGUCAGAAAAUUAGAAGAAACCCCAAAAAAUCAAGUCACCGGCGGCGUCGCGGCAAUAAAAUUGCUUGUCUUCCAAUGGCAAAUAAGCUCAGGUUAGAGGGGAAAAUUGCUAUAAUAACAGGUGCUGCAAGUGGCAUUGGUGAAGCAUCUGCAAGACUGUUCGUUGAACAUGGGGCCCACGUGAUCAUUGCUGACAUUCAAGAUGAACUUGGUCUCCAAGUCGUGUCCUCCAUUGGAACAGACAAAGCUUGCUACCGACACUGCGACGUAACUGACGAGAAACAAGUCGAGGAAACUGUCGCCUAUGCUGUCGAAAAAUACGGCACCCUCGACAUCAUGUUCAGUAACGCUGGCAUGCUCGGCACAUUCGGAAGCCUACUCGAUAUGGAUGUGAAGGAAUUUGACUUGACAAUAGCUGUUAACACGCGUGGAGCCGCAUUAGCCGUGAAGCACGCGGCUAGAGUCAUGGUAGCUAAAAACAUCCGCGGCUCAAUUAUAUGCACCGCAAGUGUAGAGUCGAUCCUAGCUGGCGCGGCUCCAUUAGCCUACAUUGCGUCGAAGCAUGGGAUCCUUGGCGUGGUGAAAGCCGCGGCGCGUGAGCUGGGUAAAAAUGGAAUUCGAGUGAAUUGUGUAUCACCUUUCGGCAUCGCCACGCCGAUGGUUUGUAAAUCAUAUGGGGCUGAAGCCUCUUACAUUGAAACUUCAGUAGGUGGACAUGCUAACUUGAAAGGUGUUAGCCUAACCACGAAGCAUAUAGCGGAAGCCGCGCUAUUCUUGGCGUCGGAGGAAUCGGCUUAUAUUAGUGGUCAAAAUUUAGCUGUCGAUGGUGGACUUAGUGCAAUUAUGAGGCUAGAUUAAAGUAAAUCCACUUGUUUGGGAAGGUUGUUACUGUCGUAGUUUAUUGUGUUAAUAAAUGGUUGCACCAAUGAAAAGUCUCAAUUUGUUUACCAAUUAGUGAUGCAUUGUUACUUUAUCUUUUUUUAAAAAAAAUAAAAUAAAAUAAAAUCUCAUUAUGUUUAA
Messenger RNA from Capsicum annuum, 1234 nucleotides. RefSeq names its product short-chain dehydrogenase reductase 3b. NCBI's taxonomy places the organism in Eukaryota, Viridiplantae, Streptophyta, Magnoliopsida, Solanales, Solanaceae. The record is from RefSeq and is a predicted model, not a curated record. Bases 146 to 1072 code for a protein of 308 amino acids. The transcript has 2 exons.